UACUACAGUGGACGGUUUUAAACUCGUUUAAAGUGCACGUGUCGUCUCCUCUCCUCAGCCGUUUCUCUUGUUACUAAGCGGCUGUGGUAUCUCUGCCGGCCAAGAUACUUUUUCCGCACUCUUGGCCUCUUCUAAUACCUCCGCUACAAUCACCAUUAUUGAAUUGCUACAUUUUGAGAUUUUAUUUUCUUUGGCCUUUUUUGGUGUAAAAAUUUUGAACUCGGAGGAGAGCGAAAAUGGUAAACGAGAUUCGGUUCUUCGAAUUGAACACUGGAGCUAAGAUGCCAUCGGUAGGGCUGGGCACGUGGCAGGCGGAACCUGGUCUCGUCGGCGCUGCCGUAGCCGCUGCCGUUAAGAUUGGUUACCGCCAUAUUGAUUGUGCUCAAGCUUAUAGCAACGAGAAAGAGAUUGGUGCAGUGUUGAACAAGCUAUUUGAAGAUGGUGUGGUGAAGCGUGAGGAAUUGUUCAUUACCUCAAAACUCUGGUGUAAUAAUCAUGAACCAGAAGAUGUGGUUAAAGCACUGGAAGGAACCUUGCGGGACCUACAGCUUGAUUAUGUUAAUUUGUACCUUAUCCAUUGGCCAUUAAAGAUGAAGAAAGGGUCAGUUGGCUUCAAACCUGAGAACUUUGAACAACCAGACAUUCCUAGCACAUGGAAAGCUAUGGAAGCACUCUAUGACUCUGGAAAGGCUCGUGCCAUUGGUGUGAGUAACUUCUCCUCAAAGAAACUGGGUGAUCUACUAGAGGUGGCACGUGUUCCUCCAGCCGUGAAUCAAGUAGAGUGUCAUCCAUCAUGGCAGCAAGCCAAGCUACGUGCAUUUUGUCAGUCCAAGGCAGUUCACCUCUCUGGAUAUUCACCUUUAGGAUCUCCUGGCACUACAUGGCUUAAAAGUGAUGUCCUCAAGAAUCCAAUCCUCAACAUGGUUGCAGAGAAAUUGGGAAAAACUCCUGCACAAGUAGCACUUCGGUGGGGCCUGCAAAUGGGCCAUAGCGUUCUUCCUAAGAGUAUAAAUGAAAAUAGGAUAAAGGAAAACUUGGACGUCUUUCAAUGGUUUAUUCCAAAAGACUUGUUUGGCAAGUUUUCUGAAAUUGAGCAGGGAAGACUGGUUAAAGGAACCUCAUUUGUCCAUGAGAUAUAUGGCCCAUAUAGGAACAUUCAGGAACUGUGGGAUGGUGAGAUGUAAGCAGCUAUCUUGUUUCGAUGGAGGAGCAUCAAGGGUGAGUGAAAGGAAAGGGUUGCAAUAAUUGAUGCUUUUUCAGUAUGCUUUUGUGCUUGGAAAUGGAGAAUCAUUGGCUACAAAUAUUUGUCACUCUGUUUGAUGACUUCUUCAUUACAUUAAAUAGUUCGACAAUUGAAACUUUCUGUAGCUUGAAGCUUGUUGGUAUUUGAAGGAGGUUAGAAUUUCGUACAUGAUUGCCCAUUGAGAAGUUCAUAAGUAUAUGACUAGUGUCUCUGUAGGAUUGUAUUGGAGUUCUGGCUUAUCAUACCUAGUUAUCAAUCCUACUUCCCAGAUAAUCUAUAUUGUUUGGAAUAAAUUCCUGUGCAAUUUGUUUCAUUUAUGAAUGAUUUUUUUUUUU
This is a messenger RNA of Jatropha curcas, 1578 nucleotides long. Its product is annotated as NADPH-dependent aldo-keto reductase, chloroplastic. Lineage: Eukaryota; Viridiplantae; Streptophyta; Magnoliopsida; Malpighiales; Euphorbiaceae. The record is from RefSeq and is a predicted model, not a curated record. Gene Ontology annotation, molecular function: oxidoreductase activity.